Messenger RNA from Hypoxylon fragiforme, 873 nucleotides. RefSeq lists its product as uncharacterized. The transcript is spliced from 5 exons. The record is from RefSeq and is a predicted model, not a curated record. NCBI's taxonomy places the organism in Eukaryota, Fungi, Ascomycota, Sordariomycetes, Xylariales, Hypoxylaceae. The coding region runs from base 1 to 873 and encodes 290 amino acids. Gene Ontology annotation, molecular function: catalytic activity.
AUGCCGGCCUUUUCUCGACUUGUGCGAUUCCUCGCCAAAAACGGCAAGACCUACUACGGCGACGCCAUCCUGCCUGAGGGCAUAACAGACCUGGCCAAGACGAAGCAAGCCCGCGUCAUCAAGGGGGACAUCUAUGGCAAACACGAGGUGACCGACCAGGUGGCGGACGUCCGGCUCCUCUUGGCGCCCCUUGCGUUGGAGGAUGUCAGGAAUGUCCGGUGCUUGGGCCUCAACUACGCACUGCACGCAAAAGAGGCUAACUUGCCAUUGCCGAAAUACCCCGUUUUGUUCUUCAAGCCAGUAACCGCUCUAUCGGGCCCAACGGACCCCAUCCCCGUGCACCCGAUAGCGCAGGAGGCGGAGGGGCUCGACUACGAGUGCGAGCUCAUCGUCGUGAUCGGGAAGGAGGCGCGGGACGUGCCGGAGUCCGCCGCGCUCGACUACGUGCUGGGCUACGCCAUCGGCAAUGACGUCUCGCACCGCGACUGGCAGGUAGCCCGCGGUGGCGGCCAGUGGUCGCUGGGCAAGGGUUUUGACGGCUGGGCUCCGUUCGGACCGGGAAUUGUGACGGGCAAUGUGAUUAAGGACCCCCAGGGACUUAAGAUUAGCACGAGGUUGAACGGAAAGACUGUACAGGAGAGCAACACGGCGGACCAAAUCUUCAACGUGAAGCAAACGAUCGCCUUCCUAAGCAGGGGCCACACGCUGCUACCCGGAGACCUGAUCUGGACGGGAACCCCGUCGGGCGUGGGCAUGGGACGCAAGCCGCAGCUCUGGAUGAAGGACGGCGAUGUGGUGGAGGUGGAGUUGGAGAAUGUGGGGAUCUGCACGAAUAAGGUCGAGUUCGCCAAGGAUGAUACUGCUAGGUUGUAA